Messenger RNA from Nomascus leucogenys (northern white-cheeked gibbon), 2398 nucleotides. RefSeq names its product leucine rich repeat containing 57 (gene LRRC57). The record is from RefSeq and is a predicted model, not a curated record. Lineage: Eukaryota; Metazoa; Chordata; Mammalia; Primates; Hylobatidae. Gene Ontology annotation, molecular function: protein binding.
GACGUCACAGGGCGUUCCCGCCCAGGACUGAGCCGGGGAGCGCAUCCCGGCUACUGCGGGUCCUGGGUCUUCACCUGCGGAGCCAUACGGCAGCCGAGCGGUGGGAGGGACCUGAGCCGCGGCGCUAGGAUGGGAAACAGUGCGCUCCGCGCUCAUGUGGAAACGGCGCAGAAAACUGGUGUCUUUCAGCUUCAGGACCGAGGGCUGACCGAGUUCCCCGCAGACUUGCAGAAGCUGACGAGCAAUCUCAGGACCAUCGACUUGUCCAACAACAAGAUCGAAAGCCUACCGCCUUUGCUGAUAGGAAAGUUCACUCUGCUGAAGAGCCUCUCCCUGAACAGCAAUAAACUGACUGUUCUGCCUGAUGAGAUAUGCAAUUUGAAAAAACUAGAGACGCUAAGCCUAAACAACAAUCACCUUAGAGAGCUGCCAUCUACCUUUGGGCAACUCUCUGCCCUCAAGACCCUGAGCCUCUCUGGAAACCAACUAGGAGCAUUACCUCCCCAACUUUGUAGCCUACGGCACCUGGAUGUGAUGGAUCUUUCUAAGAACCAGAUUCGAAGUAUACCUGACACAGUGGGAGAGCUGCAAGUCAUCGAACUCAACCUCAACCAGAAUCAGAUAUCUCAGAUCUCAGUGAAGAUAUCUUGCUGUCCUCGCCUUAAAAUUCUUCGCCUGGAAGAGAAUUGUCUUGAGCUCAGCAUGCUUCCCCAGAGUAUCCUCAGUGAUUCCCAGAUCUGUCUGCUUGCUGUGGAAGGCAAUCUUUUUGAAAUAAAGAAACUUCGAGAACUGGAAGGCUAUGAUAAGUACAUGGAGAGGUUCACAGCCACCAAGAAGAAGUUUGCGUGAAGUUCUCCAGGACUAUGGAAACCUUACAGGAUACUGACUUAGAACAUCUGUUGGAAUGUGGCUGAGUCAAAGCCUCCUGUUCUUGUUAGGGGUAUCUACAGUAAGGAGAUGAUACUCCAGGAGAUUAUAUUUCACUCAAUGAUCUUUUUUCAUUUCAGGGCUCUUCUCAAAUAAGCUAAAAGAAAAAGGAUCAGGAGACAGGAAAAGUCUUCCGUUUUGAGUCACGAGUAGGGCAACAGACAAGGUUGAUCUUCAAAACCAUCAUUAGUUUGGCUUUAAGAAACCAGUAGCUAGCUGCUAUUUAUAUGGUGAGGGGGUGCUGCCUGGUAACAGAAUAGCUGCACGCCACAGCUUGAGAUUUUGUUUAGUUUCAAUGUGUGAGCUUUCAUAAAGUCAGUUGCCAUUCCAUCUCUGUGUUAACACUUCAUAUUUUUAUGAAAUUCAGAUAAUUUGUGAGAGGCUGGCAUGGAUCUAAGGAUUUAUUAUUUUUAUUCUAGUCCAUCAGUUCAGUCGCAGUUUUUAUACUAGGACUUUAGGAUGUACAUAAAUGUGUGACUGUUUGUCUUGAUUAAAAGUGCACUUCGUGCCGGGCAUGGUGGCUCAUGACUAUAAUCCCAGCACUUUGGGAGGCCAAGGCGGGUGGCUCACUUGAGGCCAGAAGUUCAAGACUAGUGUGGCCAACAUGAGGAAACCCUGUCUCUACUAAAAAUACAAAAAUUAGGUGGUGCAUGCUUGUAAUCCCAGCUACUUGGGAGGCUGAGGCAGGGGAAUUGCUUGAACCCAGGAGGUGGAGGUUGCAGUGAGCCGAGAUUAUGCCACUGUACUCCAGCAUGGGUGACAGAGUGAGACUCUGUCUCAAAUUAAAAAAAUAAAAAAUUAAUUUUUUUUUUAAAGUAUGCUUUUUUGGCUGGGUGCGGCGGCUCACGCCUGUAAUCCCAGCACAUUGGGAGGCCGAGGCAGGCGGAUCACGAGGUUAGGGGUUCGAGACCAGCCUGGCCAACAUGGUGAAACCCUGUAUCUACUGAAAAUACAAAAAUUAACUGGGCGUGGUGGUGGGUACCUGUAAUCCCAGCUACUCGGGAGGCUGAGGCGGGAGAAUUGCUUGAACUUAGGAGGCAGUGGUUGCAGUGAGCCGAGAUCAUGCCAUUGCACUCCAACUCUGGGCAACAGAGCAAGACUCUGUCUCGGGGGAAACAAAAAAAAAAGUGUGCUUUGUCAAGAGAAGCACCAACAGACCUCUAAGAAAUGCUCUCUAAGGCUGCGGUAGCAAAUUAUUUACUAUUGCAGGUGCCUUAUUGGUAGAGGGCUCUGAAGAACUAAAACUGUAUAUGCAACACUUGUAAGAUAAAAGGGACUUUCGUAAUCAAGAUUUUCUUGAAGAUUUGUUAGAAAUAAUGUCUUAUUUCUGGUGACUUUUCCCUUUUUGUAUUUAUAACUCUACUAACCAAAUUACCUAUCAAUAAACCAUUACUAUAAUAUUUUAAAACAACCUAUGUCUAUCAAGCUUACUCUCUGAGUGAGAGAAUAUACUAAAGAAUUUUUUAAUGAA